AAGUAAAGGAUGUUGGUCAGCGAGUGUUGAAGGUAUGGGUGGUAACGAUCUAGUAACACUGAGCCUUCCCGCAAGUCAAGAGACUAGGUUGUCGCCAGGGGAGUGUUGGCUGUGAUAAUACAAUUGCUUUAGGGGUUCAGGACAGCCUCCGGGAGUGUGGAGGAUGACCAGCGUUUUCCUUUUUUGUCGGGAUUCCUUAAGCUUCCACAUUUAAUAGGGCACUGACGUAAGCGCUCUGCCUUGGCCAUUCAGUAAUCAUCUCAAAGUUCUGGAGCUUUCGAGCGCUGACUCAGGCGCUUACGGAUGUGGGGGCACACGUAUGCCCUCUCUGGAGAUAUAUAAGAGAUGCCGCUGCCAGUCUUCAGACCCCUUUGUUACACAUUCAGCAUGUACUCCCAUUCUGAUUACUACCAUGCUCCUCACCCUUCUGCACCAAGGCGCUUGUCCCAUCCUAACGAUUUGAACGCCUUUGCUGACCAGCUCGAAGCCCAGGCAGCUCGAGCUCGGGCAGCUGCUUCCUUUGCCAGAGUUGAUUCAUUCCCUGACCGUUACGAAUGGCAGUACUCUAAUUCGCCAACCUUCCGCAACUACAGAGAUGAUGCUCAUGGGCGACCUAUCCCUUGCGAAUACCACCCAGGACCCGAACACAGGCAUUCCCGUGGCUACGACUUCUACGACGGGCCCCGGUACAUACCCAGCGCACAAGGCUGCCCACGUCCAUCUCGCUAUCCUCAGCCCUACUUUGAGGAGAAUUAUGACGACUAUCCCGAGCGACCUUCAUGUCCGGGACCUGCCUGUUCACGCCCCUGCCGAUCGCACAUCUCCCGCCCACCCCAGCCUUAUUUCGAGGACCAUGGCGAGUUUUACGAGCGACCGCCGUACUGGGGAUCUAUCGGUUCGCGUCAGUGCGGAUCGCCGCCUCGAUGCGGGUGCUCUGGGGAGCCUGAACAAUGCUCCGAUGUUUCGUGGGUGGAGUUCGACCCAUCGACGUUCGCUGCAGCGCUCGUCCCUCGUUUAGACCCUGGACAGGGCCCGCGUGGUCUAGCUCGCUCCCAUGGACCCAAGUGUGCUGACAGGUCCCAACCAGAUUCACACGAGGACGUUCCGUCCGCGGUAUCAGGAUUGCUAGGCCUUCCGGAGAAGAAAAGUUGCGAGGCCGUAUGUCCCUUUCAGUUUCUGUUAUGCUUGAGUGUGGAAUACUGAUCACCCCGGUAUAUUAGGUUUCUCGCCCUGUUCAACGCCAACACUGUGCGCGUCCACAGGUCGGGCCUGUUCUUCAGGAAAAGGAUCUGCAAGUGCCUUCAGCGCGUGCCGC
Cantharellus anzutake is the source of this 1315-nucleotide messenger RNA. RefSeq lists its product as uncharacterized. The transcript has 2 exons. The coding region runs from base 346 to 1203 and encodes 285 amino acids. Lineage: Eukaryota; Fungi; Basidiomycota; Agaricomycetes; Cantharellales; Hydnaceae. The record is from RefSeq and is a predicted model, not a curated record.